CUGAAUGCUAUAAAGUAGCUAUUUUCAAUUUAUGCUAGGAGAAACGUUUUGCUUGCCCUCUCUUGAUUUUUCAAACAGGAAAUGUCCUCCUUUUCAUUAUUAACCUCUUCACCAUGUAAUCUAUGAUAAACUCUAUUUUAUGACGAAUGACUCAGCACCUAGUCGUAAGUGAAGUUCUUUUCUCAUUGUCACGAUCCCACUACACUUUCAUACUACCAAACCCUAAGUUUCAUGUUAUGUGAUUGGCCAUUGCCUCAGGACAAAUGCGUCAAUACAGUGAAUGUGUGUGAAAAAACGGGUGAUUGAUGUAAAUAAUCAUUCAAGGAAAAAAUUCAAUACAAUUUGUUUGUAAUUUGCUAGACAACCUGAGUUUCAAUUGUCCAAUAAACAUUAUUCACAUAUAUUUACAUCUAGCAUGUACUAGUGAUGACAAAGUCCUCUAAAAUAAACUCACAGCAAAGUAAUGGGAGAAAACAACGGGCCAUAAUAUAAUUCUAAUUGUAAAAUGAGUGCAAAUAGGCAAAUUAUUUGGCCAUUGUGAUUUUCUCAUAAAUUAUUAAAAGCAAUUGCAUAAUUUAGAACAGAAACUCGUCUUUACGAUGAUCAAUGUUUUUAAAGACGGUUUCGAAUGGUGAAGAGUAAACGUAAAAUCGUUUUAUCUUGAUCAUCUGAAAUGAAUACACGCACAGACCAUGACCCAUACUGUAUCAAGAUAAAAACUUACAAUUUCAUGGACGCUGUUGAUCCAAGAGCUACAUAUUUUAACGUUUCCUUGGUGACCUGAAGCAAAUAUAACCAGAUACAUAGGAUGGAGAAACCAAGUUUGAAAAAAAUACUAAUAAGGCUAGGCGUGUUUAUUUCAUACUGUCUGGUCGGGGCUGCAGUCUUCCAGUUGGUUGAGAAAGAAAAUCAGCAAAAGUUGCAAGACCGAUAUCGCCGCUCGUUGGACAAAUUCAUGGCCAGAUUCAACAUAAGCAAAGUUGAUAUGAACCAACUCGAAGAACUAAUCUUGAAAAGUGGAAAACAGUCAAUUGCAACCAAUUGGAGCUUCUCAAGUGCUGUUUUUUUUGCAGGGUCGACGCUACUAACAGUUGGAUACGGCAACAUUACACCAAAGACAACGGCAGGACAAGCAUUCUGCCUCGUAUUUGCUAUUAUUGGCAUACCCAUAGCUUGCCUUGCUUUGAAGUCUUUAGGAGAGAGAAUAACAGUCACGUUAAUAUCAUUUACCAGAUGGAUACAUACCAUAGUUUAUAAAGAUAGACAACGCGUCAAUUCUGUUCACCUUAAAGUCACUAUUUUCACCUUUUUUGUUACCCUCGCUGCAAUCCUCCUGUUAGCAGGAAUGGCUAAAUUAAAGCGAGAUGAGUGGACCUACUUUGAAUGCAUAUACUUUGCCAUUAUCACUUUUACAACAAUUGGCUUCGGUGAUUAUAUACCAGUCUACGAAGACAAUUUUUCAGAAUUCGAUAUAGUCUCAUUGACACUGGGGGUUUUAGCAGGGUUUACUCUGGUAUCAAGUCUUCUCUGUUCAGUGUCGAAUAUGAUUGAGGAGCACAGUGCUUCUAUGAUAGAAAAGGCAAGAAAAACAAUUAACAGACGCAGAGGCAAAAGCAAGGACUCAAAGGGAACAACCUCUGAUACUGAAAUAAAUUACCAGGGACCACUUGACGGCAUACCUGGCAAAUUUAUUCAUUUUGUUGAAGGGAAAAAUGAAGUCGCUGCUUUGCCUGAAGAGCAUCCGAACGGUUAGAGAAGACAUGUUGAAGUGUCCGAUAGAGUCACGUCGCCCCUUAUGGAACGAUUUCAGCAACUAUUGUUUUCCUCAGCUUUUUAGUACUUCCAAGUAAAACCAGCGUACUACGAACACAUUAUUUGUUGUAUAGUCUACAUGCUUGCGUAAAGACAGUCUUAUCGGCUUUUCUCUUUUUCUACAGGAGCAACAUUACUAUAGGCCAUUUUUCUUCGUGAAAAACUUAGGCCUUCCUCUUUAGUCGUUCCCCUUAUAUUAUGGAGCGACUCAAUUUGAGGCAGACAAAAAAGCGCACAACGGAGAAAAACCGGGAAUUAUCAUCAUCUUCGUUUGGAAGGGGGGCGGGUUCUACGACGUAGGCUAUCGAAGAAGCCACUAGACGUGCUUCCGAUAACCCCCUUGAAUGAAAGUCGUGCAAGCUAUUGUUUGGGUUCUAAUAAUUAUUCAUUUUUGAGAGAUGAAGAAACAGGUUUGUUUUGUUUUAGCUUAAAAACGACCGAGGAUAUGGCCAAGAAAGUUGACGUGCAGGAAAAAAAGAAGAGUCGAAAGUCUAAUGACAACUUUUUCAGUAACAUCUAGCUUACUUUUAAAAGAUUCUCCUAGCUUUUAUGAACAAAAUGAAACAACGAAAAUUAGCAAAAAGUACAAGUAAUGUCGUCAGCAAAAUAAUUUCGCGGUUUGAAAAUAAACAAAACCCAAACUUCAUUUAUAUUAAUAUUUUAUCAUUGAACAGUCAGAAUUCAUGAAGAAAUCGAACCGUUCCAUACGGUGCUACGUGACUCUACAAGAACGAAUGGUGGAGCAAUGAUUUGAUCUGAAGUUGUGCAAACGAGAUAAAUACGAGGUGGACUUGAAGAAAACGCUAAGUGAGUCCCAAGUGCACGCAGAGUGAAUCCCAAGUGAACGCAGAAUGAAUCCCAAGUGAACGCUAAGUGAACCCCAAUUGAACGCAGAGUGAAUCCUUAUUGAACGCUAAGUGGAUCCCAAGUGAACGCUAAGUGGAUCCCAAGUGAACGCAGAGUGAAUCCAAAGUGAACUCGUAGUGACAGCAAAGUGAGCGCGCAAACUAAACUCUAUCUGAACGCCCAGUGAACUGUUUGUGAACCCCAAGUGAGCGCCAAAUGAACCCGAAGAGAUGACAAGUGAUUAACUUAUAUAGAACCUGAGCACUGCAGGCAAGCUUAGAGCCUC
Rhopilema esculentum is the source of this 2944-nucleotide messenger RNA. Its product is annotated as two pore potassium channel protein sup-9. The record is from RefSeq and is a predicted model, not a curated record. Gene Ontology annotation, cellular component: plasma membrane. NCBI's taxonomy places the organism in Eukaryota, Metazoa, Cnidaria, Scyphozoa, Rhizostomeae, Rhizostomatidae. Gene Ontology annotation, biological process: stabilization of membrane potential; potassium ion transmembrane transport. Gene Ontology annotation, molecular function: outward rectifier potassium channel activity; potassium ion leak channel activity.